Helicoverpa armigera (cotton bollworm) is the source of this 1679-nucleotide messenger RNA. RefSeq lists its product as uncharacterized. NCBI's taxonomy places the organism in Eukaryota, Metazoa, Arthropoda, Insecta, Lepidoptera, Noctuidae. The transcript has 2 exons. The record is from RefSeq and is a predicted model, not a curated record. The coding region runs from base 205 to 1512 and encodes 435 amino acids. Gene Ontology annotation, molecular function: nucleic acid binding; zinc ion binding.
CAGGGCUACUCCCUGGAGGUUAUACUCACAUGUACGCACAUACACAUGCACAUAACCUUGCCAGGGCUACUCCCUGGAGGUUAUACUCGCACAUGAACAUACCAAAAGUCAUGCAAAAUACGCCUACAGAUGUAAGUUAGUAAAGUUAAUUAUGAAGUAUCUAAUACACACAAUCGUAAGUUUCAGGCAAUACAAUUGGGAAUAAUGCCGAAGCACAGGCAAAAAUCCAGGCAUGUGGACAGAAACAGUUCGCAGCAGGAAAGGAAUGCUAGGACGCAGCCGAGGUCCAGAACUCCAGCCGUGCGUCGUAGCAGGUCACGUGAACGACGGUCGAGGAGAAGUAAGCGGGCGAGUAAGCGAUCUUGUGAGCAACGACAGCUCCGGAGCCCUUCAGUGCACGAGGUAGGAGAGAAUUCAAGAACUACUCAUAAAGGCUUAUCUAAAAGACGUAGAGUACAAAGUCAAUCAUCGCUGUCAAGUUCGGAGGAAAGGUCGCCUCGUAGGAAGAGAAGUGCUAAUUUAAGUAAUCUAGAUAUAGUUGAAAAACUUUUAAACGUUAUAGCAAGUAAAAAUACCACUGACGUAGAUAAAUUCCCUGUCUUAAAUGUUGUACCUGAUUUCGACCCAAUGUGCCGUGAGCAGACUGUGGAGACCUGGAUACAUAAGGUUGAAGAAUGCGCUCAGAUUUAUGGAUGGUCUGAUAAACAAAUAGUCCAUUAUGCAAUGCCCAAGCUCUGCGGCGUUGCUAAAACCUGGUAUCAGGGUCUCCCCUCUCUGCUACAUUCCUGGUCUGAAUGGAAAUUAAGGUUAACGGAGUCUUUUCCUUCACAAACUAACUAUGCGGAGACACUUACUCAAAUGUUGAAUAAGAGAGCUAAGUUUGGCGAAUCUCUUGAGGAAUAUUUUUAUACUAAAAUUAAUCUGCUAAACCGUUGCAAAAUCUAUGGUAAGGAUGCAGUCGACUGCAUAAUAUACGGCAUAGACGAUAGGGGUGUUCGCCUAGGUGCUCAAGGGGCGCAAUUCUCUGAACCCGAACAGUUGCUUAAGUUCUUUAAAAGUGUAAAAAUUAAUCAACCGAUUGGUAACGAUCCUAAAAAUAAAAAUACAGAUCGACAGGAAAAGAAACCUGCUCAAAAAUCGGAUAAUGAUAAAAGGCCUAAGCCACAAAGUUUAAAAUGUUAUAAUUGUAACGAGACUGGUCAUCCAUUUUUCCGUUGUUCUAAACCUACAAUUAGAUGCAAUAAUUGCAAUUUGAGAGGUCAUUUAGCAGAUAACUGCCCUAAUAAAACGAACCAAGCUCAUAAAGCCAAUGUAGAGUCCCAGUCUGUAAUGGAAGUACAUUCGACUGAUAAUAUAAAUGCUAAGUACAAAAUUCCAAUUAGAAUUAAUGGCAAAACACUUUUGUCUCAUAUUGAUCUUGGAAGCGAAUGUACCCUUAUUAGACUGACUGACGCGAUAAGUCUAGGAAUUCAAUGGAAAACUGAGUCCCUGCCUAUUUUGGGGAUUAGGUAAUAUUCCCUACCGGCCAGUAGGACGUGCGUUCGUUGAUAUAGAUGUACAGGACAUAAUUGAAGAAAAUGUUGAGAUUUUGAUUGUGACUGACGAUAUGAUUAAUGACCCGGUAUUACUAGGACACACGUACACUGAACGUCCACAGAUACAAAUAACAAAACUAAUAC